GCACGAACUCACACGGAAACACAGACAUAAAAUGACUUAGACUCUCUCUGGCAAUGAUCAUUUUCUUUCUCUAUAUUCCAUAUUGUUUUCUCUCUGGUUCUCUCACCCAUUCAAGUAGAAAAGCAUACAAGUAGAUAUACACAUAUAUUUCUGUAUAUCUUUGGUUUCAGUUUUUUGGGAUUGCGGAAGUUGAAGAUUGGAUCAAGAACUUCCGUACUCGAACCCUUAGAUGAGACGGGGGUUGCGGAGGGACUAGGGAGUAAUAACAUAGUUACCUUUAAGCAAAAUCGAAGUAGUAGUGAAGGAGAGAAAAAUGUCAUCAUCAAACUCUUCAUGUGCGGCAUGCAAGUUUCUCCGGCGAAAGUGCACACAAGAUUGUGUGUUUGCGCCAUAUUUUCCGCCCGACAACCCUCAGAAAUUCGACAAUGUUCAUAGAGUCUUCGGCGCCAGUAAUGUUUCAAAGAUCCUCAGUGAACUCAAUCCCAGCCAGCGCGAGGCUGCAGCAAAUUCCUUAGCCUAUGAGGCGGCGUAUCGCCUUCGUGAUCCUGUGUAUGGCUGUGUUGGCCUUAUUUACUUGUUGUAUCACAAGCUCAGGCAAGUACAGCACGAUUUGUACAACACAAAAAAUGAAUUGGCUCAACAUAUUAGGCCUUCUGAUAUGUUGCCAAAUUUGAACCACCCAGGAUUCAUGCAUCAGCGUCCGAACAUUGGGGCCUCGUCGUAUCAAGUGAUGCCGUAUAAUAUGCAGCCGAUGAUGGGUGGGCCGGCUGUAUUUCCACAAUGGGCGCUGGUGAUCCGAGACUCUCAGCAGCAGCCACCGCCACGGCCAAGGCCACCGCCACAGCAGCAACAGAUUCUUGAGGCACAGCAGUUAGCGAUGCCGGCUGCCGCCAGGAAGCUGGAUAUGUUUAGGAAUUAUGAGCAGCAGCUGCACCUGCAGCAGAAUGAUUUAGUGAGAUUUAACAGUGGCUUUGAGACUGCAGGAGGGACUGUCACCCUCACAGGACUUAAUCAAAUGAUUCCGGCCACUGCUGCCGCCGCCAACAUGCCGCUUGCCUUGGCCUUGGGUUCUAAUGAAGGCAACCCUUACGGUCAUCACAUUCAGCAGCAGGCGGCGGAGCAGUCACAUUCUCAUCACCCUCAACAGCUCGAUCUUUUUCCAUAUGAACUUUCAAUCCAGCAACAACAGCAACUGAAUGCUACACCUCAUCAUCAGGCACAGGAACUUCAAACAUCACAGCCACAUAGCGCCAGUAGGGAAGAGGGCAGGAGUUUUGAUCCUUGAUUUUAAUUCAAAAAGCAUCUUGUCCAAAAUCAAUGGCUUCCCUCUGAGCUUUAUUCAUUCAACAAUAUUUUGAUCCAGCAAAUUCACGGUAGAGAUAUAGAGAGUUGCAACCCAUCCGAGAGAAUGAAUUAGUUUCUUUUAUUGACUUUUGGGUUUAUAGGAGACAAGUUUUUGUUGGUGCUACAUUUCGAAUGUAGGAGUAGCGCUGAUAUCAACUAUAGUGUUCUCUUUGUGUUGGCAUUUAGUAUACAUUUUCCCAUUUUUGCAUGUUGUGACUUUGCUGUGGAGUGUAGAAUGUGACUCCAAUUUCCUUUUAUAUCACUAGCUUUGUAUAAUUUUGGUACUUAAGAGUGAGAAAAAUAGAACAAAUUUUGUAUAAAGAUUAGUAGGUAAGAUUUUUGCAGGGUCUGUGAAAAUUUUAACAAAUUUUGUAUGACAAUUAGUAGGUCUGAUUUCAGUAAGGUCUGUUUCAACCAACAAAGGUUUCAUUCAUUGAAUGAUCAAAUGGAUAAGAUUUUCAAUUCAAGAUGUAUACUCAACUUCAAUGUUCAACCUUGCAAGUUGGAAUCUGAAAAUU
Molecule: messenger RNA, 1862 nt
Organism: Olea europaea var. sylvestris
Lineage: Eukaryota; Viridiplantae; Streptophyta; Magnoliopsida; Lamiales; Oleaceae
Product: LOB domain-containing protein 36-like
Exons: 4
Coding region: 314-1285 (323 amino acids)
Source: RefSeq, a predicted model, not a curated record